AUGGCGACGUCAACCUCGGACACAGCACUGGUUGCCAGAACGACGAUGUUCCGCGACCUUCCACUGCAUGCGGACGUUGGCCAUGCGCUUACAACCAUGCUCUUCCGGCGCCCGUCGCCCAUUCAGCUUCAUGCGCUGCCCGUGGCCAUGUUCGGCAACGAUGUCAUUGGCCAAGCUAAGUCUGGCACGGGCAAGACUGCUGUUUUCGGAGUCGCCGCCAUCGAAUACACUAUCCGCCAGGUGGAGCAGCAAAACCAAAAGAUCGAGGGUCAUGUAGUGGGAAUUCCGUUGGCUUUGAUUCUGGCGCCAACUCGGGAGAUCGCGGUUCAGAUUGAGAGUGUGUUGCGGCAAUUGGCUCAGUUUCGACCAGAUAUCGUCAUCCGCACGUGCAUCGGUGGUCUAUCAGUAGCUCAAGAUCAGAUAUACUUGGCAGCCGGGUGCCAUAUUGUGGUUGGCACGCCAGGACGUGUGAAGGCCCUUGUGGAUCAGCACUCACUACCAUGCAGUGCCAUUCGGCUGUUGGUUCUGGAUGAAGUGGAUAAACUCAUGGCGCGAGAUUUCGAGAAAGACAUCGUGCGAGUUCGAAGACCGGACGACGUCACCACUGAGUUUAUUUCGUCUGCUGAAGACCUCGAAAACUGGAAGAAACGAGAACAGUCAAAUUCCCCAGAGCUUUGGCUUCCCCAUUGCAUGGUGUUCUGCAACGGCAAAUUUCGUGCGGAAGCGUUGGCCACAGCUCUUGCAGCGCACGCUCCAGAGGAUACUGGCGACGGUGAAAAUGCAGAGGAGCCUUCAGACGGUGUAGCCGCCGAAAGUUUUUCUGUGGAGGGUACAGGUGAACUGUGCAACUAUGAAGGCAGUGAUGACAAAGCAGGAUUGGUGACAUGCUCUGCGGCCGCUGAAAUAUUACUGGCUAAAGAGACCGAGGACACAGAUACAACAAUUAUAAGGCACAACUGCGAAGACGUAGUGGAGAACUCAACAUCUUGCGCAGCGAAAGGGGGAACGGAGGCGACGCUGUCCCCGGGUCGACUCGGUGGUGCAGACCGUCGCUAA
Phytophthora infestans T30-4 is the source of this 1056-nucleotide messenger RNA. Its product is annotated as DEAD/DEAH box RNA helicase, putative. NCBI's taxonomy places the organism in Eukaryota, Oomycota, Peronosporomycetes, Peronosporales, Peronosporaceae. Gene Ontology annotation, cellular component: cytoplasmic stress granule. The transcript has 6 exons. Gene Ontology annotation, molecular function: ATP binding; translation initiation factor activity. Gene Ontology annotation, biological process: cytoplasmic translational initiation. The record is from RefSeq and is a predicted model, not a curated record. Bases 1 to 1056 code for a protein of 351 amino acids.